UCCUCAGAAAGAACAAAGGGAUAGCCUCUCUCAGGUUUUUUUCUACUUCGGUGGAAACACUGAAAACUGGAAACUAGGCUAGUGUGCACCAGUUUAGGAAGUUGGGAAGUUCUUCGGAAAAGAAUAGACGGAGACUUGCAUUUAAAUUGAUUGAUCCCGAGGGGGAUUAAAUGCCAUAAAAUUUACAAAGAAGAAGAAGAAGAAUAUAAUUUAUUUAAGAAAACAACGAUAAAACAAUCUUCAGUAUAAUACGGCGCAAAAACUAUUUUAUAUGUGAUGGAAGUGGAAGAACAAAACGCAAGUACCAGCACGAAACACGAUGGGCCCGAAACAAUUGAGCAAAAAAUAAUUGCUCUUGCACGAGAGAGACCUAAAGGUAUUUCAGACAAAGACUUAGCUACCGAGAUACCUGAUUUACAACCAGUUCAACGGGCUCAGAUUAUAAAUAAGCUUCUGUCUCAAGGAUACUUUGAUCUUUUUAAACAAGGAGGCUUAUUGUUUUAUCGCUUGAAAGACCCAACAAAACUUGCUAAAUGUGCUGAUAAUGAAGAAAAAAUAGUAUAUAGAAUUAUUGAAGAAGCGGGAAAUAAGGGAAUAUGGACUCGAGAUAUAAGAUUUAAAUCUAAUUUGAUGCACACUCAAUUACAAAAAAUUUUAAAAAGCUUAGAAACUAAAAAGUUUAUCAAAGUUGUUAAACCUGUAGCAGCGAGUAAGAAAAAAGUGUAUAUGCUGUACAAUUUGGAACCAGAUGAGUCCGUAACAGGUGGUGCUUGGUAUCAAGAUCAAGACUUUGAAACAGAAUUUGUUGAUGUGUUGAAUCAGCAAUGCUAUCGAUUUUUGGAACAAAAGAGGGAAAAAAUGAAAAGUUGUAACGCCGGACCUAUUGCUGCAAGAAACACAACAUUCGCUUCUUCUAAGGAAGUGUGGAAAUUUAUUUCGGAUUUAGGAAUAAGUAAGGUGAAAUUAUCUGUAACUAACAUGGAAAUGAUUUUAAAUACUUUAGUUUAUGAUGGUAAGGUUGAACAGAUACUCGCAGGGGAUGGAAGUAAUUUAUAUAGAGCGAUUCAGCCUUUACUGAAUUCACCUGGAUUGAUUAGAACUCCUUGUGGUUUAUGUCCUGUGAGAAGACAAUGUCGGGACGAAGGUCCUGUUACACCUAUCAAGUGCCAAUAUAUUAGAGAAUGGCUAGAAUAAAUAUUUCCAAAAUAUUCAAGUAUUAAUAAUAUAUAUUUAAUUUAAGUUCUCUUAAUGUAUUUAAAUAUC
Molecule: messenger RNA, 1263 nt
Organism: Temnothorax curvispinosus
Lineage: Eukaryota; Metazoa; Arthropoda; Insecta; Hymenoptera; Formicidae
Gene: Polr3F
Product: DNA-directed RNA polymerase III subunit RPC6
Exons: 5
Coding region: 277-1194 (305 amino acids)
Biological process (GO): transcription by RNA polymerase III
Cellular component (GO): RNA polymerase III complex
Source: RefSeq, a predicted model, not a curated record